UUGAUUGAAGUUUUGGGAAAUACAUUGUAUUCUGAAAAUAGUCUGAAAUAUAUUGUAAUUUCUGAUUUCUCCAAAUUUUUCUUUGCAAUUUUAAAAAGAAAUAAGAAUAAUAUAAGAAUAAAUCGAGAAUGAUCAAAGUUCUGAUUUUAUGUUUACUUUAUUUUCAUAAUAAUUUUGCUUUUGACUUGGAUGAUGCGCAAUACGACAAGAUACCUCCUCUAUUUUCACUCGACAACUACCACAGUUGUCUUCUUAACAAUGGCACUUACUGUUUAGUUAAAGUUGAGCUGUUGGCGGAUUCCUCCAAUAAACUACUCAAGCUAUUAAAGAGCUACACAGAAUCAAGUCUUAUCACACAUUAUAACCACACGUAUCAGGAAAAGGGAAUAUGCGUAUCAAGAACGUGUAGAAAAUUUAUCGAUGACAAGAACCUGGAUUCACAAUCUGAUCUCCAAGAUGUUCUGGACAAGUGUAACAAUGAGACCACUUUCGCAAAGUAUGGUCUUGAAGCCAGGGUUUCUGAUAUAUUUUACUGUGAUAAGAAAAGUCAGAAGGAAGACAAUUUUUUUUUUGAUUGGGCAGUAUUAACACUAUUACUCAUUAUUAUACUGGUGAAUGUUACUGCAACUAUUUACGAUCUAAUGCUAGAUGAAAAUUCAAGAAAUGAUUUGACUAAAGGCCAAAAAAUAUUAUUAUGUUUCUCUUUGAGAAUGAACUGGAAGUAUUUAUUUUCAACAACAAAGUCAAAUCCGGACAAGCCAAGUCUAGAUGGAAUUAAUUUUGUGCGUGUAUCUGCUUCUUACAUGAUGGUAUUAGGACAUGUAGUCUGGGUACACACGAUGGGUUUUAUUGAUAACCCUCAUGAUUUCGAAAGGUCAUAUAAGUUACCCCAUUAUCAAGUAAUCUACAAUGGUAUGAUUGUAGUUCAAAUAUUUUUUGUACUCUCCGGUUUUCUUCUGAUAAACAACAUACAGCCAUUUUUGGACAAACACUCGCGGUCUGCAUCAUCAUGGAAAUUAAUGUCAAAAAUUUUCUUCGUGAGAUAUUUAAGAUUAAUCCCGUCACUCUCGGUAAUGUUAGCUUUUACCGCAACGUGGAUGAGAUUCAUGGGCUCCGGCCCUCUCUGGAACAGAUACGUCACGCCGGUCGUUGGGGACUGCAAGAAGUACUGGUGGACCCAUCUCCUCUUCAUCAAUAACUAUGUGAAGGAAAAUAAGUUCUGCGCGAUACAAACAUGGCACAUAGCGGCAGACACUCAAAUAUUAAUUUUGGCAAUAAGCGCAUACUUAUUAACGAAAAAACACUGGCGGAUGACGAUGUUAUGGGUCCUGUUGUUGUUGUCAUUUGUGCCACCAGCAUUGCAUGUAUUCUUUCAAGACUUGAAUGCUAUGCUUAUCAAGUCCCCGGAGUUUCUGCGGGACCUUGAAGACAUAAAUUUCAAUGAAUCAUACGUAUUCGGACAUAACAAUAUGUCGUGCUUUAUACUCGGAAUGAUAACUGCUGUCAAAUUAUAUGAAUGGCAGAAGAAACGUAUAGUGUUUAAGGGAAAGCUUUAUGUUCUUCUGUUCCGUCUCUGUGUGCCUGUCAUAGUCUUCUGUUUCUUUGCUGGCUGCAUGUUCUACCAAGAAGAUAGUCGCACUCCAUUGUGGAUCAGAAUCAUCUAUCAGAGCACUCAUAGAUUUAUCUUUGGCCUUCCGACCGCUUACAUGAUCAUAGGAUUCGGAAUGAACAUUGAUAGAGUUUUUGGUGAUUUCAUGCGAUGGCCCGGUUUCGCGGUGUUAGCUCGGUUAACGUAUUCAGUAUACUUGUUACAUAUGAACUUCGUGCCUCUAAUAGCAGGCUCCAAAACACAACUUGAGCACUUCUAUUAUUUGACCAUGAUUGUACAGCAUAUGGGUAUCGUUUUACUGUCGUAUGCAUUGUCAAUACCAUUCUUCCUUAUGGUAGAGGCACCGGUUGAUCCACUUAUAAAGGUCCUUUUAAAUCCUUCUAAAAAAUUAAAGGACGAGAAAAUGGAUGGAAAUCGAGACAUUUUAAAUGAAAACCAAGACAACAAAAAAGUAUGUGAAGAAAGAAAUGGAUUAUAUCAUAAUGAAACCCAAUCCAACGGUAUUAAAAAAAACCAUUAGCUCAUCAAAUUACGCUAUUAGUAAAUAAAUUUAGGAUGUAAUCAUCAGAGAACCAAAGUGGCUUUCAAGUCUUCCUGUGGACAAUAUGCAAGGCACGUUAGGAAGAAAUUAAUUAUAGGCUAAACAUAAUUCAGUAAGUUACCUAUAACUGAUUUCUUUAUAUCAGCCCUUUAUUAAUCAAAUCAUUAUAAUAAAGAUCGAGGAAACCGACUCUGAUAGUUUGUAUGUCCGUAGUAGACUAAUGAGUCCGCAAUAGACUUGAUGAUGCUUAAUAAAUAUACUUAAUCUUGUUUAAACCAUUUACAUAAACAAAACAAGCAAGCUUUAGUGUUAGAGUUGUUUUUUGUUGAUCAGACAAAACCUAACAUAUAUUUUUAAUUGAGUAUCAGAUCAAUCAUAUUUUGUACCUAAAUGAAGAUUUUUAUAGGAUAAUAAAAAAAAAUAUUAUUGUUUUAACAAUAAUUUUGUGUCAUAAGUGUGGCAUUAAUGAUUUUAUAGUAGAAUUUAAGGCUUAAUAUUUGUUACA
Amyelois transitella is the source of this 2655-nucleotide messenger RNA. Its product is annotated as nose resistant to fluoxetine protein 6. The record is from RefSeq and is a predicted model, not a curated record. Gene Ontology annotation, molecular function: acyltransferase activity, transferring groups other than amino-acyl groups. NCBI's taxonomy places the organism in Eukaryota, Metazoa, Arthropoda, Insecta, Lepidoptera, Pyralidae. The coding region runs from base 129 to 2129 and encodes 666 amino acids. The transcript is spliced from 13 exons.